Molecule: messenger RNA, 555 nt
Organism: Jaculus jaculus (lesser Egyptian jerboa)
Lineage: Eukaryota; Metazoa; Chordata; Mammalia; Rodentia; Dipodidae
Product: cyclic AMP-dependent transcription factor ATF-1-like
Exons: 1
Coding region: 1-555 (184 amino acids)
Biological process (GO): regulation of transcription by RNA polymerase II
Cellular component (GO): ATF4-CREB1 transcription factor complex; nucleus
Molecular function (GO): DNA-binding transcription factor activity, RNA polymerase II-specific; RNA polymerase II cis-regulatory region sequence-specific DNA binding
Source: RefSeq, a predicted model, not a curated record
AUGUUUCUCCUGUUGCCCAACAGAAAAAUUCUGAAAGACCUCUCUUCUGAAGAAGCACGAAGCAGAAAAGACAACGGAGAAAAUCCUGGCGUUUCUGCUGUUACUUCUAUGUCUGCUCCAACUCCCACCUACCAGACCAGCAGCGGACAGUACAUUGCCAAUGCCCCAAAUGGAGCCUUGCAGUUGGCCAGUCCAGGCACAGACAGAGUACAGGGACUACAGACCUUAACCAUGACAAAUUCAGGCAAUCCUCAGCAAGGUACGAUUCUCCAGUAUGCACAGACCCCUGAUGGACAGCAAAUGCUUGUGCCCAGCAACCAGGUGGUUGUGCAAACUGCAUCAGGAGAUGUGCAGACAUACCAGAUCUGCACCACACCAUCAGCCACUUCGCUGCCACAAGCUGUGGUGAUGAUGUCGCCUGUCACUCUUACCUCUCAGUCAGCUAAAACAGAUGACCCCCAAUUGAAAAGACAAAUAAGACUGAUGAAAAACAGAGAAGCUGCUCGAAAAUGUCGAAUAAAGAAGAAAGAGUAUGUCAAAUGCCUGGAAAAUUGA